Messenger RNA from Sturnus vulgaris (Common starling), 2342 nucleotides. RefSeq names its product sodium channel epithelial 1 subunit gamma (gene SCNN1G). The record is from RefSeq and is a predicted model, not a curated record. Gene Ontology annotation, molecular function: ligand-gated sodium channel activity. Gene Ontology annotation, cellular component: sodium channel complex; plasma membrane. Gene Ontology annotation, biological process: sodium ion transmembrane transport. NCBI's taxonomy places the organism in Eukaryota, Metazoa, Chordata, Aves, Passeriformes, Sturnidae.
AUGCCGGGCGGGACGGGCCCCUGCGGUCGCGGUGCGGCGGGGCAGCGGGCGGGCGGCGAUCCCCCGGCCGCCCCCUCAGCGCCCGGUUCGCCCGCAGCGGCCGCCACGGCUCCCGGUAAGAAGAUCACGGCGCGGCUGAAGCGGACGCUGCCGGUGCGGGGCCCGCAGGCGCCCACGCUGAGCGAGCUGAUGCGCUGGUACUGCCUCAACACCAACACGCACGGCUGCCGCCGCAUCGUGGUGUCCCGCGGCCGCCUGCGCCGUCUGCUCUGGAUCCUGCUGACCCUCAGCGCCGUGGGGCUCAUCCUCUGGCAGUGCGCCGAGCUCCUCAUGAACUACUACAGCGCCUCGGUGUCCGUCACCGUCCAGUUCCAGAAGCUGCCGUUCCCCGCCGUCACCAUCUGCAACAUCAACCCCUACAAGUACAGUGCUAUGAAAGAAUAUUUAUCUGAGUUGGACAAAGAGACAAAAAAGGCUUUGGAAACUUUCUAUGGAUUUUCGGAGGGCAAGUCCAAGGUGCGCCGGUCGGUGGAUGACUGGAACAGCACAGGGAGCGACUUCUUCCAACAGAUCCCCCUGCUGAAGGUCGAGGACUUCUCCAGGACAGCGACUGAGCUGCACAGUGGGCAGAAGAGGAGAGUGGAGGGAAGUGUCUUUCACAAGGAUUCGUCCAUCGUGAACUCUGGCGAUUCCAAUGACAUCAUUGGCUUUCAGCUGUGUGACGCGAACAACAGCAGUGAUUGUGCCCUGUACACAUUCAGCUCGGGUGUUAAUGCCAUCCAGGAGUGGUACAAGCUGCAUUACAUGAACAUCAUGGCACAAAUUCCCCUGGAGACUAAAGAAAAAUUGAGUUAUUCUGCUGAUGACCUUAUACUGACAUGUUUCUUUGAUGGCCUAUCUUGUGACAAAAGGCACUUCACCCGAUUCCAUCACCCUCUCCACGGCAACUGCUACACCUUCAACAGCGGCGAGAACGGGACCAUCCUGAGCACCUCCACGGGUGGCAGCGAGUAUGGAUUACACGUUGUUCUGUACAUCGAUGAAGCAGACUACAACCCCUUCCUGGUGACAUCCACAGGAGCCAAGAUCAUCGUCCACGACCAAAACGAGUAUCCCUUCAUUGAAGACAUUGGCACGGAAAUUGAGACUGCAGCGGCCACCUCCAUAGGGAUGCACUUUACUCGGUCUCGCAAGCUGAGCAAACCCUACAGUGACUGCACAGAGACAGGAGCUGACAUACCUGUGGAAAAUCUCUACAACAAGAGCUACUCACUCCAGAUCUGCCUGCACUCCUGCUUCCAGAAGGCCAUGGUGGAGUCCUGUGGCUGUGCCCAGUACGCUCAGCCCUUACCUCCUGGGGCCGAGUACUGCAACUACAAGAAGAACCCAAACUGGAUGUACUGCUACUACAGACUGCAUGAAAAGUUUGUGAAGGAGCAGCUGGGCUGCCAGCAGAUCUGCAAAGACGCCUGCAGCUUCAAGGAGUGGGCACUCACCACCAGCAUUGCUCAGUGGCCAUCCAUCGUGUCAGAGGACUGGAUGCUCCGAGUUCUCUCUUGGGACAAAGGGCAGAAACUCAACAAGAAGCUGAACAAGACAGACCUUGCCAACCUGAUGGUGUUUUACAAGGACCUGAACGAGAGAUUCAUUUCUGAGAAUCCUGCCAACACGCUCGUCAUUCUGCUGUCCAACUUCGGGGGCCAGCUGGGGCUGUGGAUGAGCUGCUCCGUGGUGUGUGUCAUUGAGAUCGUGGAGGUGUUCCUCAUCGACUCGCUGUCCAUCGUCCUGCGGCGCCAGUGGCAGAAGGCCAAGAAGUGGUGGAGCCACCGCCAGAGGAGCAGAGCGGGGAAAGCACCGCAGGGCAGCGACCCGGAGAGGCAGGGCCACGACAACCCCACCCCCGUGAGCAUCGACGAGGACCUGCCCACCUUCACCACCGCCCUGCGGCUGCCGCUGCCCCAGGACAGCCCCCUGCCCAGGACUCCCCCUCCCAAUUACAGCACCCUGCGCCUGGACACCGCCUUCACCGAGCAGCUGCCUGACACGCUGGAGAUGGGCCAGCACUGACACUUGGCACCCACCUGCCCCCUGCCCACAGAGGUGGGCGCUGGAACCACGCAGGGUGAAAGGCACAGACCCAGACAAGCACUGAAGGGCUGUCAGGUCACACCCUCACUCAGGGAUUGAACCGGCAGUCAAAGCUGCCCUGAGCAGAGCUCAGACACGAAGCCAAGGGCUCAGAGACAUUAGGAGCUUCAAGCAACAUCAGUGCUGGAGUUAAUGAUGGCAGGAGAUGGCUGGAGCAGGAUGUGGUGCUAAGCUGGGAUGUCUCACCAGGCAAA